Molecule: messenger RNA, 549 nt
Organism: Entrophospora sp. SA101
Lineage: Eukaryota; Fungi; Glomeromycota; Glomeromycetes; Entrophosporales; Entrophosporaceae
Source: the annotation of a GenBank genome assembly
AUGAAUACAACAUAUAUAGCGGAUGAUAAUAUUAGUAAUAAUAGUAUUACCAAUAACAAUGAUAGUAUAAAGGCAAUCAAGAAAAAUACAUUUUCACCACCACAAACACCUAAGACGCCAAAUUUUUUAAAUCCCUCGGAACAUCAUCCUCUUUCAUUAAUAACAAUGGCAUCGAAAAUGCCACAAACGGCAAUUAUAUCAUCAUUAUUACACCAACAAUUGUAUCAUAGCCCAAUUGAAGAUCUUCAUCACCAGCAAUUUUCUUUGCAAAUGUCCAGAGCAGAUAAUUCCAUUGAUUUAGACAAUGGUCAAAGUUCAUUAGUAAUAAAUCAGCCUGAUCAUUUACAACAGCAGCUGAUGUUCACACAAGAUGAAUUUCAACAAUUUCCUUCAGAGCUCUCACAAGAUGACUGGAACUCUCAAUUAUUUAAUUAUAUCAAUGGUAGUAAUGCCAAUAAUGAUGGUUAUUAUGUCCAAAACUUUAUGAAUUUGUUCGCGGCAGCAAAUCCAUUUCCAUUGGAUUUCUCACAAUUAAAUGAUUACAAUUGA